Messenger RNA from Chilo suppressalis (striped riceborer), 789 nucleotides. The record is from the annotation of a GenBank genome assembly. NCBI's taxonomy places the organism in Eukaryota, Metazoa, Arthropoda, Insecta, Lepidoptera, Crambidae.
CCACUUAUGACUUUAUGGCGCUGGCAAUAAUGUUUUAUCUUUUAUCAGCGAUACGAGUUGAGAAGUGAAACAUUUUCAUUAUUGGUUAUUAACGUCUUACAGUAGUUUGGAAAAGCGCUAAAGACUUAAAGGUGAUAACAAAAUGUUGGUGUGACUUUUAAAAACUGAAAAGUGCUAAUCGAUUAAAUUAAAAUGGCGCAAGCAUGUAACAUGGACCACAAUUACAAACUAGAAAAGAAAUAUCUUGAACUGAAGAGAAUGGUUAUAGAGAAAACGGAGGAAUUAAAAAGAAGAGAUCAAAUAAUAGCCCUCUUAGAAAACGAGAUUGAUGAAAAAGAUGCAACGAUAAGAUAUUUAAAGAACGAGAUUGAUAAAUUCAGACAAGUGGUUAAACCUUUGACGAGACAAAUAAUCGGAAACCAUAGGAAUGGAUUGGAGGAAGACGAGUGUUUCGUUAUGAAGGCACCUGGUAUGGAGAAUACCAGGAUAUUACCGUUGGGUGAACCGCGGCUUAAACGGACAGCGAUCUCGGCUGAACCACUUUCUUCACUUUCCCAGGAACAUGAAAUGAAACUGUUGAAAAUACCGAAAAAACAAAAAUCACGGGAGUUGAUCAAGAGCGCCAUCUUGGACAACGACUUCAUGAAGAAUCUGGAGAUGACCCAGAUCCGCGAGAUCGUGGACUGCAUGUACCCCGUGGAGUACGCGGCCGGCAGCCUCAUCAUCAAGGAGGGAGAUGUCGGCAGCAUAGUGUAUGUCAUGGAAGGUCUAAAGAAUGGAAAUGAGUAA